Gadus chalcogrammus (walleye pollock) is the source of this 1948-nucleotide messenger RNA. It is a transcript of the gene cyp21a2, whose product is annotated as steroid 21-hydroxylase. The coding region runs from base 33 to 1583 and encodes 516 amino acids. Gene Ontology annotation, molecular function: steroid 17-alpha-monooxygenase activity; heme binding; iron ion binding. NCBI's taxonomy places the organism in Eukaryota, Metazoa, Chordata, Actinopteri, Gadiformes, Gadidae. The transcript has 12 exons. The record is from RefSeq and is a predicted model, not a curated record. Gene Ontology annotation, biological process: hormone biosynthetic process; progesterone metabolic process.
UGACCCAGGACUCGUGGCCGCUGCUGGCCAGCAUGGCGCUGCUGGCCCUGGCCGCGGCGCUGUGGCUGUGGGGGACCUCUAGGACGCCGUUGUCCUCUGCAUCAGCGGGGGGACCAGGUGGAGGGCACUUCCUCCACAGGGGCCCCCCUCCCGGGCCCCGUGGUCUCCCCUUCCUGGGGAACCUGCUGGAUCUGGGCCAGGACCACCUGCCCUCCCACCUGACGCGGCUGGCCCGGCGGUAUGGCCCCGUCUACACACUGACCUGCGGCAGCUCCACGCUGGUGGUUCUGAACAGCAGCAACGUCAUCAAGGAGGCGCUGGUGAGGAAGUGGUCCGACUUCGCUGGCCGGCCCGUUUCAUACACAGGCUCCCUGGUCUCCGGGGGGGGGCGCUCCAUCUCGCUGGGCGACUACAGCGAGGAGUGGAGGGUUCAGCGCCGCCUGGUGCACCAGACCCUGCAGCGCUACUCUCACAGCAGCCUGCAGGCCCUGGUGCAGAGACAGGCCCUGGCCCUCAGAGAGGUUCUGAUUGGGUACAACGGCCGUGCUGUCGAUCUCGCAGAGGAUUUCACCGUGGCAGCCAGUAACGUCAUCACAACGCUGACGUUUGAAAAAGAAUAUGGGAAGGAGUCUGAGGAACUGCAACAACUGCACAGCUGCCUCAACAACAUCGUGUCUCUCUGGGGAUCCCCGUGGAUAUCAGCUCUGGACUCCUUCCCCCUGCUCAGAAAAUUGCCAAAUCGUCCAUUCUCCCGUCUUCUGAAAGAGGUGGCGAGGAGAGAUGACAUCAUAGGAAGACACAUCAAGGAAUACAAACUGCGAGACAACCAAUCAGAGGACAGCAUCACCAGCUCUCUGCUCAAAGGCAUCGAACAAAGUAUUGGAUCUGAAGACAGUGUGCGGCUGACGGACACCCACCUCCACAUGGCCACGGUGGACCUGCUGAUCGGGGGCACGGAGACCACCGCCGCCUGGCUCAGCUGGACCCUGGCCUUCCUGCUGCACCGGCCCCAGGUGCAGACCCAGGUGUAUGAGGAGAUGUGUGGGGUGCUGGAGGGGCGGUACCCCCAGUACAGCGACAGGCCCCGCCUCCCGGUGCUGGGGGCGGUGAUCAGCGAGGUGCUGAGGCUCCGCCCCGUGGCCCCCCUCGCCGUCCCCCACCGCGCCCUCAGGGACAGCAGUAUUGCAGGGUACUUCAUCCCUAAGGACACGGUGAUCAUUCCCAACCUGUUCGGAGCUCACCACGACCCUUCUGUGUGGAGCGAGCCCAACAGCUUCAGACCAGAGCGCUUCCUGGAGGGGGGCGGCGGCCGUGCCCGCGACCUGCUGGCCUUCGGGGGCGGAGCCCGUCUGUGUCUGGGCGAGACGGUCGCCAGGACGGAGCUCUUCCUGUUCACCGCCUACCUGCUGCGGGACUUCCUGUUCCUCCCCGGGGGAGAGGGGGCGGGUCUACCGGACCUGGAGGGGGAAGCCAGCGUGGUGCUGAAGGUCAAGUCCUACAAGGUCAUCGCGGUGCCCCGCCCCCUGGAGACGGACCUCGCCGUGGGACCCCCUGACCAGCAGAGUGGCGACACUGCGCUAUAAUGAGGCUUCAUGGUCUUAAUCCUGGCUGUGAAGGUUGUUACGUCUAACCCUAGGGCCCGUAGGGAUCUCCCCGUGGGUAGGAAUCCGUAGGAAUCUCUCACUCAUGACGUUAUCAAUCUCAUGAUUUUAUCAUUCGUUUUUUUAUCAUUCGAGCGUAGCCUCGAAUGAUAAAAAAACGAAUGAUAAAAUCAGGAGUGAAGCAGACCUUAAAAAGGGAAACCACCCGAACAUUCACACUGUUAGUGGAAAUGAAACAAAAAGCUCUGCUUCCCUGAACAUAAGUUGUUGAUAUUAGUAUCGAUUAUUAUUUUGAAUUCCCUUGGAGAACCAUUUGUGUUGGGGUGAAGGCAGGGCCGUUGCUACAA